GUCAUAUCCGCUAAAUGCGAGAUAUGAGUAUUGGCGAAGGAAAAUGGGACAGCACAUUUGGUGCACACUCGUACCAGCACAUUGCAUCAAACAUGAAUCUACUAAAUGCUGCUUGUUUUUUCAUCAUUCUGUAUGUGGUUAUCACGUCUUGUGAGCCUGUUGCGCACACAGCUGAACAGUGUGCACAGGGUCCACCAGGAUUGCCUGGCAGAGAUGGCCAGGUUGGCAGGGAUGGGCUUCCAGGCCGGGAUGGAAGAGAGGGCAAUUCUGGAGCCAAGGGAGAAAUAGGAGACAGUGAUGCGCCAGCUAUAUGCUCAUGUCCUGCCAGGAACAUCAAGCAGUGUGCGUGGUGGGACCUUAACCUUGACAUAGAUAGUGGACUCAUCAGUACAUGCAAGUUCAACAAGAUUAGCUCACACACAGCACUGUAUGUCAUCUGGCAUGGCAAUAUACGACUGAUACACACAGGGACAAGCUAUGGAUCCUGUGCACGGUGGUACAUAACGUUUAAUAAUGAGGAGUGCAUCAACCCGACCAGCAUCGACGGCACAAUGUUGACCAAACUACCCAAUGAGAACCAGCACAUUCCAACGACUAGUAUGUAUCGCUAAGACUACAGUCGGUUCAGGAAGGAGAGAGGUA
Messenger RNA from Priapulus caudatus, 642 nucleotides. RefSeq names its product collagen triple helix repeat-containing protein 1-like. Bases 15 to 611 code for a protein of 198 amino acids. NCBI's taxonomy places the organism in Eukaryota, Metazoa, Priapulida, Priapulimorpha, Priapulimorphida, Priapulidae. The transcript has 4 exons. The record is from RefSeq and is a predicted model, not a curated record.